Messenger RNA from Ixodes scapularis (black-legged tick), 837 nucleotides. Its product is annotated as keratin-associated protein 6-2-like. Bases 1 to 837 code for a protein of 278 amino acids. Lineage: Eukaryota; Metazoa; Arthropoda; Arachnida; Ixodida; Ixodidae. The record is from RefSeq and is a predicted model, not a curated record. The transcript has 2 exons.
AUGGCUGCCGUGAGCCGCAUGAUUCUAGCGAACUGGAGUGGGGCACGAACUGGCUGUAGUCCGUUAGGACUGGUCGUAGCCCGUGGCGGGCUAUACGGCCUGUACUACGGCCUGUACUACGGCCUGUACUACGGCCUGUACUACGGCCUGUACUACGGCCUGUACUACGGCCUGUACUACGGCCUGUACUACGGCCUGUACUACGGCCUGUGCUACGGCCUGUGCUACGGCCUGUGCUACGGCCUGUGCUACGGCCUGUGCUACGGCCUGUGCUACGGCCUGUGCUACGGCCUGUGCUACGGCCUGUGCUACGGCCUGUGCUACGGCCUGUGCUACGGCCUGUGCUACGGCCUGUACUACGGCCUGUACUACGGCCUGUGCUACGGCCUGUGCUACGGCCUGUGCUACGGCCUGUGCUACGGCCUGUGCUACGGCCUGUGCGACGGCCUGUGCUACGGCCUGUGCGACGGCCUGUGCUACGGCCUGUGCUACGGCUUGUGCUACGGCCUUUACUACGGCCUGUGCUACGGCUUGUGCUACGGCCUUUACUACGGCCUUUACUACGGCCUUUACUACGGCCUGUGCUACGGCCUGUGCUACGGCCUGUGCUACGGCCUGUGCUACGGCCUGUGCUACGGCCUGUGCUACGGCCUGUGCUACGGCCUGUGCUACGGCCUGUGCUACGGCCUGUGCUACGGCCUGUGCUACGGCCUGUGCUACGGCCUGUACUACGGCCUGUCCUACGGCCUGUACUACGGCCUGUACUGUUUGUCCUUGCGGGCUUCAACUGUUUGCGGAGGAUUUGAGUUUAGUUGCAAGAAAGAAGAGCCAAAAUGA